AUGGCACACCUGCUGGGCAGCCAGGCCUGCAUGGACAGCCUGCGCAAGGACCUCACUGACCUGCAGGGCGCCAUCGUGGACGUGUUCUCACGUGCCGGGCCCGUGCGCUUCCCCUCCUGGAAGUUCCCUGACCGCGUGGCCUGUGACCUGGACAUGGUGGCCCUGCUAGAGCACUAUGACCACGUGCCAGGGGACCCCGAGUUCACACAGCUCUCCCAUGCUGUGCUGCUGGAGCUCGUCAUCGACCGGCUCCUGCUGCUGCUUCAGAGCUGCGCGAGCUACUUGGAGAACCUCGGCUCGGAGCAGGUGGUGCCCCCCGCCCGGGCUGUGGGGCCCUGCAUGUCCGUGGGGCUCACGGUGCGGCGCUUCUGGAGCAGCCUGCUGCGCCUGGGCGUGCUCCUCCAGCAGGCGGCCCCCCAGAAAAGGGCAAACCAAGGGAAGACCCCCACCUCCAAGCCCACAGCCAAGGGCGAGCCAGCCAGGAACCCCGAAUUUGUGACUGCCAAGCUCAUCGAGCCCCCCUCCCCAAUGCCAGGCUUGCCCCAGACCUGCCAAGAGCUGGACAGCACCCCUGUCAGCGUCUCCCUGCAGUGUCCACCCAGGACGGCCGAGAACACCAGGAGUGUCCACUCCCAGACCGUGGAGACGGCCCUGGUGCCCUGUGAUGCGUGCACCAGCGUCCAGGGCAGCCUGCGAGAGGUGGGCAAGGUGGUCAUCGGCCUGUGUCAGAGCCAGAACUUGCCCUCGUCCUUAGGCCAGUUCCAGCAUCUGGUGCAGGACAGCAUGGGGCUCAGGCCACUGCCAGCCGCCACCGUGGGCCACUGGGCAGCGGAGCAAAGCAAAGACCUGGUGCGCCUCAGCAAGCACGUGGGGGCCCUCACUCAGCGUGUGGGGCCCCUGAAGGCCCAGCUGGAGGAGGCUGAGGGGAAGAAGGACAGACUGAGGAAGCAGGUGGGCGAGCUGGAGCAGGCCCUGCAGCAGGAGCAGGGGGCGCGGCAGCGACAGGUGGACGAGGCCGAGCAGCGCCUGGCCCAGUGGGAGCGCGACAGGCGGCAGCUGCUCGCAGAAACCAGUGACCUCAGGACGAAGGUGGCCACCUUGGAGGGGGAGCUGAAGCAGCAGCGGGAGUCCACGCAGGCCGUGGAGAUGAAGGCCCAGCAGCUGCAAGAGGAGGCUGAGCACAGGGCGCAGGCCGAGAGGCAGGUGCAGCAGCUGGAGGAGCAGGUGCAGCUGCUGGCGGGGCGGCUGGACGGGGCCAGCCAGCAGAUCCGCUGGGCCAGCACAGAGCUGGACAAGGAGAAGGCUCGUGUAGACAGCAUGGUCCGCCACCAGGAGUCCCUGCAGGCCAAACAGCGAGCUCUGCUACAGCAGCUGGACCGCCUGGACCAGGAGCGCGAGGAGUUGCGGGGCAGUUUGGACGAGGCCGAGGCCCAGCGUGUCCACGUGGAGGAGCAGCUGCAGAGCGUGCAGAGCGAGAGGGAGCAGGGGCAGUGCCAGCUCCGGGCCCAGCAGGAACUGCUGCAGAGCCUACAGCGAGAGAAGCAAGGCCUGGAGCAGGCAACCACGGAUCUGCGGCUGACCAUCUCGGAGCUGGAACGGGAGCUCACGGAGCUGAGGGAGCGGGAGAGGCUGCUGGUGGCCUUCCCAGACCUACACAGGCCUGUGGAGGCCCAGAUCCAAAGUAGGGGCCCGGGCGUGGUGCAGAGGCAGAUCACGUGUGUUCCCGCAGGCUCUGGCAACGUCACGGACGACAUGGAGAGGCAGGUGCAGGCCAACAACAUCCGUAUCCGGGUCCUGCAGGAGGAAAAUGGGCGGCUGCGGUCCAUGCUGUCCAAGAUACGGGAGGUGGCCCAGCAGGGGGGCCUCAAGCUGAUCCCACAGGACCAGCUCUGGGCCCCUCCCACCAAGGGAAUCCAGGGAGCAGCGCCCCCAGCCCAGGCCCAGAGAGCAUCCCUAGGGCCCCUGGGCAGGCGGCACUCACCUGGCAGCAGGACAGCCAGUGCAGGCAGGACCCUGCCAGGCCAGCCCCGGGCGUCCCCACCUCAGCAGCCCCACAGUCAGCCCAGCAGGUCCUCCCUGGAGGACAUGACCCACUCGACCAACUGUGCCCAGAACCCCAUCAGGGCCCUGGCCAGGCUGAGGAGGAGACUAUCACCAAGCCGGGGCCAGGCCGGCGCUGCACACCCGCCCCAGGAGCGGCCCACGUAGCCGGCAGUGGGGUGGGGCUGGA
Messenger RNA from Hippopotamus amphibius kiboko, 2230 nucleotides. RefSeq names its product coiled-coil domain containing 157 (gene CCDC157). NCBI's taxonomy places the organism in Eukaryota, Metazoa, Chordata, Mammalia, Artiodactyla, Hippopotamidae. The coding region runs from base 1 to 2208 and encodes 735 amino acids. The record is from RefSeq and is a predicted model, not a curated record. The transcript has 11 exons.